AUGUUCAGAACCAAUUUAUUGAAUAUCUAUGAUCCCGAUCUCCCAAUAAAAAUUUACACAGAUGCUAGUAUAAAAGGAGUGGGAGCGGUUUUAAAACAAGAAGAUAAAAACGGGGACAAUAGACCGGUUGCUUACUUUUCAAAAAAAUUAAACGAAGUUCAAAAAAAGAAGAAGGCGAUUUAUUUAGAAUGUUUAGCAAUAAAAGAAGCUGUGAAAUAUUGGCAACACUGGCUUAUGGGAAAAGAGUUUAUGGUAUACUCCGAUCAUAAACCCUUAGAAAAUAUGAACAUCAAGUCUAGAACCGAUGAAGAAUUAGGCGAUUUGACAUAUUAUUUAUCCCAAUAUAAUUUUAAAAUUAAAUAUAACCCAGGAAAAUCAAAUCAAGAAGCAGAUUGUUUAAGCAGAAACCCAGUUCUAGAACCUUAUGAUAAUAAUGAUGAUUUUUUAAAAGUAGUCAAUAUCAUAAACCUAGAAGAUAUAAAGAAUGACCAAAACAUAAAUCUAGAUAUAGAAAAAGAAAAACUUAUAUUUGAAAAUGAAAUUUACCAUAAAAAGAAUUCAAAAAGUAAAAAAAUUAUACUAUCUGAAGAACUUAGCAAGACUCUUAUAAAAGAUGUCCACGACACUUACUGCCACAUUGGGAGAACUCAGAUGAUAAGUAAAAUAACACCAUUCUACACAGCAAAGAAUAUCAUAGCAAACAUUAAAAAAAAUUGUGAUGAAUGUGAAAUUUGUAUAAAAAACAAAUCAAGGCGGAAGUCGAAAUAUGGCUUAAUGUCACAUCUGGGUCCACCAACACGCCCGUUUGAAAUUAUUUCUAUUGAUACCAUUGGAGGCUUUGGAGGAUCACGGUCGACAAAAAAAUACUUACACCUUUUGGUCGAUCAUUUUACAAGAUAUGCAUAUAUUUUAACAUCAAGAAAUCAAAGCUCCAGUGAUUUUAUUAAACUAAUUAAAAAUGUGACACAGAGUUAUAAUAUUGAUAUGGUACUAACCGAUCAAUACCCUGGAAUAAAUUCUAAAGAAUUUAAAGAAUUCCUAAUAAAUGAAAAUAUACGAAUGGUUUUCACUGCUGUGGAUUCACCUUUUUCAAAUGGACUUAAUGAAAGGCUUAAUCAAACUUUAGUCAAUAAGAUAAGAUGUAAAAUAAAUGAAAGUGAUAAAAAGAUAGCAUGGACUACUAUUGCACAGAAAUGUGUGGAAAAAUAUAACGAAACGGAACACACAGUUACGAAAUUUGCUCCAAAAUACCUUUUGGAAGGCGAGAAUGUGAAUAUCCUACCAUGCGAAUUGUAA
Molecule: messenger RNA, 1296 nt
Organism: Pieris macdunnoughi
Lineage: Eukaryota; Metazoa; Arthropoda; Insecta; Lepidoptera; Pieridae
Source: the annotation of a GenBank genome assembly